AUGGGAGAUCCACUUGGCAUAGCUGCCGGUACGGCAGGGCUAAUUUCUCUGGGAAUUCAAAUCUUUAAGGGAUUGUACGACUUUUAUACGGUCUAUAAACAUAAGGACGUCAUUGUUGCGAGGACUAUUCAUCGGCUUGAUGGCCUCCUCAAAACGCUCGAACAGCUUGAAAAGGGAUUACAGGAUCGGCAAUUCAAAGCUAGCGAGACAGAUCAGCGACAAAAGAUCGAGGAAUGCAUUGAAUGCUGCAGAGAUGUAAUUGAAGAGCUUCAAAGUGAGCUCGAAAAGUGCCGGAAUGCCCCUGACAAGGGGAUUCAAGCUGCCGUCAAGCGGGCUGGCCGGAAACUGGCUUAUCCAUUUCGAGAAAGCACUCUUCAGAAGCUUAAUGAGGACGUAAACGAACUCAGGGACGAUCUUAAAGUCGCCCUCGAUGUCUUACAGCUCAAGUGCGUUGAUGAAAUACAACAUGACAUGAUCGAUGUAAAGACAAAUAUCACUCUCAUACGAACAACACAGAUUUCGGAUGCAAUUCAAAAUUGGCUUAAGGCCCCUGAUCAUAUUGAUGCCUACAGCGAAGGUUGCAAAAGAAGACAUUCAAGCACAGGGCUUUGGCUUAUCAACGACCGAGUAUUCCAAAAGUGGUUGAAAGAUGAUAAUUCCUUUCUUUGGAUGAAUGGCCGUCCCGGCUGUGGUAAAACUAUCCUUAGCUCGAUGAUUAUACAACAUACUAUUCAGUAUCGUCGAAACAACCCUCGGAUUGGCAUUAUCUUUCAUUAUUUUAGUUUCACGGAUCAUUCUACGCAAAAUGUGUCAGGACUAUUGCGCACAUUACUCCAGCAACUGUCAAGUCAACUUCCUGACAUGCCUACUGCGCUUUUGCAGUUAUAUGAUUCCUUCAAAAACGAUGAACCAUCAAUAUCUGAUCUAGAGAAUGCUGUCCGACAAGUUGUCACCAAGUUCGAAGACGUUUAUCUUGUGAUAGAUGCACUGGAUGAAAGCCAUCAGGGAGAGCAGAGAGAUGCUGUUUUGGAUACACUGUCUCAGAUUCGUGGCUGGCACCUCUCAGGGCUUCAUCUUUUUAUUGCUAGCCGCGAUGAGCCUGAUAUCCGUACAGAGCUGAAUCCGCAAAUAGAUGAAGAAAUAUGUCUGGAAAGAAACGAGGUUGAUCAAGACAUCGCUGAUUACGUCCGUCAGAAACUUCGAUCUGAUCGCCGGCUUCAGAAAUUCGCGCCUCAUUUUGCUGAAAUCGAAGAUGUACUCAUUGAGAGAGCAGACAGAAUAUUUCGCUGGGUCGAUUGUCAAAUCAUAUCUUUAGCAUCUUGUCCCUCCAGUCUGCACCAUCUAAGGAAUACACUUAAUUCCUUACCUCGCACGCUAGACGAGACUUACAACAGAAUGCUUGCUAAUAUCGAUCCCGUCCUUGUGGGAGAUGCAAGGCGAAUUUUGACUUGGCUUUGUUUUUCAUCGCGUCCAUUAGCCGUGCAAGAGGUUAUUGAAGCACUCACGGUUGAGCUAGGAGAGAAUCCAAGACUGUGUAGCGAACGCUUGAUUGAGGAUCCAGAUGAUAUUGUCCGAAUGUGCCCAGGACUAAUCAGCAUGACCACUCAUGAGGAAGAGGGAUUUUUUGAUCCCGAUAAUGCAGGGCUUGAUUCGGAAUGGCCUUUGCAGGCUCGGCUCCUUCGCAUUGCUCAUUUCUCAGUCCGAGAAUAUCUAGAAUCUGAUCGCAUUCGGUCACAACAGGCAAAUUUUGCUCUUCGCAGCCACGCAGCCAAUACAGAAUUAGCCGAAACAUGUCUCGUCUACCUACAGCAUGCUCAAUUAACAGCCCUGCAUGCGCAUCCACUGACUUCGUAUGCAACAAGAUACUGGGCCGAGCAUUCAUUGAAAGGGGAUAGGGAAUCCAACUCACUCAACUCCUUGGCUAUAAACGUCUUACAAUCCGAGCAUAACUUUGAAAACUGGAUUAGGUUGUAUGUUCGCCAGACGGGAGUGAGCGACUGGGGUAUCGAGAAAAAGGUUGCAUCACCUAUCUACUAUGCAUCCCGGUUAGGACUAUAUCGACCUCUUCAAGCACUAUUGGAAAUUGAGUCGCUAAGAAACACUAUCAACGCCAGGCAUGAAUGGACUGUCUACGGAAGUGCAUUAAACGCAGCAUCAGCUGAUGGUAACGAGCAGGUAGUGCAAUUACUCUUGGAAAAAGGGGCCGACCCUAAUGCCGGUCCCGAAUGCUAUAGAGGAAGUGCGUUAUGUUUUGCGUCGUCUAGCGGUCACGAGAAAGUAGUGCAUAACCUGCUAAAUGCGGGCGCUGAUAUCGACGCCACAGAUUCACAAGGUGGUACCGCCUUAUAUGCAGCAUCAGAAAGAGGCCACAAACAGAUAGUGCAACUUCUACUAGAGAGAGGCGCUAAUGUUAACGCUGAAGGAGGACUCUAUAGCAAUGCGCUACAGGUCGCAGCCUAUAAUGGUCAUGAGAUGAUAGUGCAACUUUUGCUAGAGAGAGGCGCCGUUAUUAACGCUGAAGGAGGAUAUUAUGGUACUGCCCUACAGGCUGCAGCCGAUAGUGGUCAUGAGAUGAUGGUCCAAUUUCUGCUAGAGAGAGGCGCCAAUGUUAACGCUGAAGGAGGAUGUUAUGGCACUGCCCUACAAGCCGCAGCCUAUAGUGGUCAUGAGAUGAUGGUGCAACUUCUGCUAGAGAGAGGCGCUAAUAUUAACGCUGAAGGAGGAUAUUAUGGUACUGCCCUACAGGCUGCAGCCGAUAACGGUCAUGAGAUGAUGGUGCAACUUCUGCUAGAGAGAGGCGCUAAUAUUAACGCUGAAGGAGGAUAUUAUGGCAAUGCCCUACAGGCUGCAAUCACUAAAGGUUACGAGAAGAUAGUGCGGAUCUUGCUAAAGAGUGGCACUGACGUCAACGCCAGAGGGAAGGGCAGGUUCCAUGAUCUGUUAUUCCUUCCCGAAGGGAAUGGUUUUGAAGAGACAGGGCGAAUCUUGCCAAGUCAUGGAGCUGGGUUCAGCGUCCGCGCAAUAAUGACCGCAGUGGCGGGAGAUCAUGAUCAAAUAGCACAACUUCUCAAGGAGAGCAUCCACAGUGAAAGUGAUGCGUUCUUAGCAGCGUCAUACGAAGGCCAUGAAAAGAUGGUACAAUUCAUGUUGGAUAAAGGAGCUGAUGCUGAGGUUAGGGGUGCCGGACUAAUGAUAGCAUCGAAAAAAGGCCAUAAGAAGGUGGUACAGCUACUGCUGGAUAAUGGGGUAGACGUCAACACCAGCGGAGAAAGCCGUACCGCGCUGCAGUGGGCAUCACGUGAUGGUCAUGAGGAGGUAGUACGAUUGCUGCUAGAUAGAGGUGCUGACAUCAAUAUCCAGAUGGGAUUGUCGAAUACCGCCUUGGUGGAGGCGUCGCAAGGAGGCUAUGAGAAGGUCGUGCAGUUACUUUUGGACAGGGGGGCGAAGAAUGACGAAGUGGCAGUGCACCUGGCAUCGCUGUAUGGCCAUGAGAAGGUGGUUCAAUUGCUGUUGGAUAGAGGUGGUGACGUUGCCGCUGCGCUAAGCGGUUUUUGUGCGUUUUCGGCGCCUAGACAUUCUGGUCCGGAGAAGAUCAUGCAAGUACUGCUCAACAUGGGCGCUGAGAUUGACAAUAAUACAGUGCUUAGGGCAUCAAAACAUGGAGAUGAGAAGGUAGUCCGGGCGCUGUUAGAUCAUGGCGUUGAGAUUGAAAUCCGCGCAAUUCGGGAAGCAUCCAGAAGAGGCCGUAAGAACAUCGCGCAGCUGUUGAAGACACGAUUUCGAGAGCAGCGAAAGGCCGGGGGUGCUAAAGGCUACUAG
Messenger RNA from Endocarpon pusillum Z07020, 3819 nucleotides. RefSeq lists its product as uncharacterized. Gene Ontology annotation, molecular function: protein binding. Bases 1 to 3819 code for a protein of 1272 amino acids. NCBI's taxonomy places the organism in Eukaryota, Fungi, Ascomycota, Eurotiomycetes, Verrucariales, Verrucariaceae. The record is from RefSeq and is a predicted model, not a curated record. The transcript has 2 exons.